Messenger RNA from Symbiodinium sp. CCMP2592, 2373 nucleotides. NCBI's taxonomy places the organism in Eukaryota, Dinophyceae, Suessiales, Symbiodiniaceae. The record is from the annotation of a GenBank genome assembly.
AUGCCCUGCGCAGAGGCCGCGGUGGUGUCCUGGCACGAGUGGUCGCAGUAUGCUCCAGUAUUUGGGCUGCGAUGGUACGUUACGCUCGUCGCACUCUUCUGGAAUGCUACCCAAGCAAGCGACACACCCAAGAAGCAGGAUGGCUCCCUGGCCCAGCAGAUCCGCCGAGCGGCGGCCGCGGCAGAAGCCGAGGAUCUCGAGGAGCUCCGGAGGGGCCUCCGAAGCGACGUGCUGGGUGCUCGGAGGCUCUUCGAAGAGCAGCAGCAAGCCGAGGCCCGGCGCCAUGAAGAGGAAGCCGAGCUGCGAAUUUGCGUCGCCCGCUGCCGUGAUGAAGCGGCUGCAGCCUGCGCCGAUGCCAAGGAGCAUUGGCUUCGCUUCGAAGCGGCCCAGGAGGCCAUGGCCUGCGGCUACCGAGAAGGAGACCGAAAGCUCGGUGCCGAGCUGGUGGUGAAGAUGUCGGAGCUCAAUGCCAAGUUGGGUGAAAACAUGGCAGCCCUCGAAGCGGAGGUUACUCGAAACGUGCAGCUGCAGAUGUCCUCCUUGCGCGAGGAGUUGGAGCGAAGAUCGCGCCCCGGUCUCGCCGAGGAGCUGGAGACAAAGUGCUCUAGCCUUUUGAAGCAGGCCGAGGCAUCUUUGGGCGCGACCUUGGCGGAGGCAACCGAAGUCUCCCGAAAGUCGUUCAGGACAGCGCGGAAAGAGCACGAGGCGUUCGUGCAAAAGCGGCAGAAGCAGUUCCACGGAUGGGUGCAGGAGUGCCAGGAGCAGCUGCGUGAGACGCGGGCGCACUGCGACGGCUUGACUGCUUCGGCUCUGUCGAAGGUGGAGGCGUUGCAGGAGCAGGAGCAGCGGCGCUGGAGCGGCGAGCUUGACUGCCGACUCGGGCGCUGCGAAGGCGAGUGCCAGGCACUGCUCAGCGAUGCGCGGCAGCACCUGCAGGCUUCGGAAGAGACUCUCAAAGAGUGGCGCAGCCGGGGCGAAGCGCUUGAGCACGACCAGCGUGCCGGCAUCGCAGAGCUGCGAGAACGUCUGGAGAAGGUGGACGAGACGGUCACUGCCAACGAGAAGGGGCUGCAGUCCCAAAGGGUGCUCAUCGAGCAGCUGACAGCGGACUUUCAGACGCUUCAAGAUCGCCUGGUCGUUGUUGAGGGAGCUGUUUCCAAGCAGUCGACCACUGUGCAGAGCCUGCGGCACAAGCUGCACUCAGUGAAGGAAGGCAGCUGCACGCAGCUGAAGGAGCUUCAGCAGCAGAUCACUGCCGAGGUGUCGGAGGCGCGACGGAUGCAGGCAGAGGGGGAAGCCACGCAAGCGGCGGCCAUGGAAGAGAAGCAGCAGGCACUCCCCGGACAGAAAGAGUCCAGGGGUCGGCUUGCUUUGGAGUACUUCUCAGAGGGCAAGGGCACUUUGCUAGGAGAUGGGGAGGUGAGCCAUUAUGGCUCCACUCCUCUGCCGCAGAAGGGGAGGUCGCUGGGGACCGGGACGAUCUUUGCAUGCUUCUUGGGCGUAGCCUCGUGCUUGGGGGAGGCAGAAGCUAGCUCACAGGAAGCUUGCCAAAAAGGUCUCGGAACACUCUCAUUAGCAUGGCUGGCCAUGAUGGAGCUGGCUUUGGACCUUCACCUGUGGUUGAAUAGUAUUGUCACAGGUACCACGAGCCUCUUGGCAGACGGAAUUUCAGCGUUUCAGGCUUCUGAGUCCUGUCCGUUAUCGAAGCGCUUCGAGGGCAAGACCCUGCACGAUGCGGUCCCAAUGGUAACGGUGUUGAUGAUGAUGGGCAUCCUCUACUUUGUCUUCUUCUUGUGCUGCCUUCGUAGCGAUCCUGCUUGCAAUCUUAGCACGCAGAUGUGCUACCUCUUCCAUGCUUCCUUCCUGAUGGCCCUAGUGUCUUACCAUCAAGCAGUCGUUACAGAUCCGGGUAGAGUUCCGGAAUCCUGGCGUGAGGGGCCAGGGACCCGAGAACGGGUUGCCUGCAUGAUCUUGGAGCGGAAGAAAUCCACCGGCGAGAUGCGCUUUUGCAGCAAGGAGAUGAAGUACAAGCCAGACAGAGCACACUUUUGUUCCAACAUGCAGCGGAACGUGCUUCGCAUGGAUCACUAUUGCCCAUGGAUGGGCAAUUGCAUUGGGUUUGCGAACUACAAGUACUUCCUGCUGUUCCUGUUUUACACAGUCAUCGCUACCGACGCGGUCUUCGGGUUUGCCGUGGCAGCCAUUUGGGCGGGCGCGUUGGUACCUGGGACCGCAGCCUUCGUCUUGGAAGCUUGGAGAUGGUACUGCUCGCGCAAUUGCCAGGAGAAGGACUGGAAGCUCGGCCACAAGGGCGACUGUGGCUUAGCAGUUGGGGGCCUCUUUGUCUUCGUGGAAGUUCAGGGCGAAAGCUGA